Halteromyces radiatus is the source of this 3098-nucleotide messenger RNA. Its product is annotated as P-loop containing nucleoside triphosphate hydrolase protein. The coding region runs from base 8 to 2968 and encodes 986 amino acids. The record is from RefSeq and is a predicted model, not a curated record. The transcript is spliced from 5 exons. Gene Ontology annotation, molecular function: ATP binding; RNA helicase activity; RNA binding. NCBI's taxonomy places the organism in Eukaryota, Fungi, Mucoromycota, Mucoromycetes, Mucorales, Cunninghamellaceae. Gene Ontology annotation, cellular component: nucleus.
GAUCAAAAUGGUUAUCAAAAAAGCCAUCUCUGGAAAUAAAAAACUGACCAAUGAUACAAAAAAGAGUAAUAAUAACAAAACAACAGGACAAUCCAAAAACAAACGGAAUCAAGUAGAAACAACCAAGGAAAUCUCAAAUACCAAAUUAAAAAAACGUGAAUAUCACAAGAAGAAAUACAACAAGAAAGACAAAGAUGAAGAAGAAGACUCAGACUUUGAAAUAGUACCAAUUGGAUCUACUUUUGAUAACAACAAUGAUGAUAACGAAAGUGACUCUGAUCUUGAGAUGGAUAUGUUUGGCAAUCUAAUAAAUAAUAAUAAUAAUAUCAAACCCAUCGACAAACCUCAACAAGAGCAACAAUCAACAGCUUCUAUUCUUUCCAAACCAAUCACUUUGGAUGAUCAAGAUUCAGAUCAAGAUAACGAAGACGACGAAAAGUUUAUUGCCAAGGAAAAUAUGCUUGCCAAUAGGAAAAACAAAAAAUCUGGAGGGUUUCAAUCAAUGGGUCUUAGUAGUGCGGUAUACAAGGCAAUUAUUCAUAAAGGUUUCAAGGUGCCUACACCUAUUCAACGAAAAUGUAUUCCUAUUGUACUUCAAGGUGAAGAUGUAGUUGGUAUGGCUCGUACUGGUUCUGGUAAAACUGCUGCUUUCUUAAUCCCUUUAUUUGAAAAGCUCAAGACUCAUUCCGCUAAAGUGGGUGCUCGUGCUCUUCUGUUAUCUCCUUCUCGUGAAUUGGCUUUACAAACUCAAAAAGUAUGCAAGGAAUUAGGCAAAUAUACCGAUCUUCGUAGUUGUGUUCUGGUUGGUGGUGACUCUUUGGAUGAUCAAUUUAGUAUGUUGGCAAGCAAUCCUGAUAUUCUUAUCGCUACUCCUGGUCGUUUACUUCAUUUAGCAGUGGAAAUGAGUUUGGAUUUACGUACUGUACAAUAUGUUGUCUUUGAUGAAGCUGAUCGUCUUUUUGAAAUGGGUUUUGCUGUCCAAUUACAUGAAAUCCUCUCUCGAUUACCUCCUACUCGUCAAACCUUAUUAUUCUCUGCCACUUUACCCAAAAUGUUAGUUGAUUUUGCCAAGGCUGGUUUACAAGAACCUACUCUUGUCCGUUUGGAUGUAGAUACAAAGAUCAGUAGAGAUUUAGAGAUGGCCUUUUUUUCUGUCAAAGAAGUGGAAAAGGAAGCUGCCUUGUUAUAUUUGUUACGCAACGUGAUCAAACUACCCAAAUCGACAAACAACAAAGAAGAUGAUUCGGACAAGAAAAAGAAGAAAAAGAAAUAUGGUCAACGACAAUCAGCUACUGAAGACGAUCAUCAAACCAUUCUUUUUGCUGCAACAAAACAUCAUGUGGAAUAUUUGGCUAACAUAUUGACGAUGUCUGGAUAUCAAGUGUCUUAUGUAUAUGGAUCUCUGGAUCAAACGGCUCGUAACGUCCAAAUUACUCGGUUUAGAACAGGCGUAACGAAUAUAUUGGUAGUGACAGAUGUGGCUGCACGUGGUAUCGAUAUCCCUAUUUUAGAAAAUGUGAUCAAUUAUGACUUUUGUGGUUCAUCCAAGGUAUUUGUUCAUCGUGUAGGUCGUGCUGCUCGUGCUGGUCGUCGUGGUUGGGCAUAUUCCUUAAUGACUCCCGAAGAGCUCCCUUAUUUGGUAGAUUUAGAACUGUUUUUGACACGUCCAUUAGUACUUGGCAAUGAAAAGGAUCAAAUCGACUAUACGCGUGAUUUAUCAGUAGGAACUAUGCCUAAGGAUGCUUUGGCCGAUGAUGUGACAUGGGUUCAACAAAAGGUAGCCAGUGAUGCCGAAUUACAAGGUCUUGUUUCUACUGCCAACAAUGCUUAUAAACUCUACAAUCGUACCAAACCCCGUGCUUCACCUGAAAGUUAUACCAGAGCAAAAGAAUUACUGAAACGCAAAUCUUGGAAAGAAUUACAUCCUUUACUUGUCAACGAUGAAAACAGUAGUGCUAUGGAACUUGAACGACUUGAAAUGAUCAACAUGAUAUCUGGUUUUCGACCUUCAGAAACGAUCUUCGAAGUUGGUCAACGUGGUACAAGAAAAGUCAAUCCUGCUACAGCCAUGAUGCGUGAACGUCGACAAAAUGUGGGUAAGACCAUUGGUAAAUUCAAGUCUCAAGCUGCUGAAGAGCAAGCGGCUGAAGAAGCUGCUGUGGCCAAAGCUAAGGAAGAUGCCAAAAACAACAAAGAUGAAAAGGUACUUGCUGAUCUGGGAGACGAUGUGGAAGAAGAAGAAUUAGUCAAUACAUUCAAUAUACCUGUAUCAUCUACCAAGAAAGAAAACAAGCCAAAAUCAUAUCGUGAUGAAGAAUUUUAUAUCUCUUAUACUCAGAAGGAUGCCAACACUGAACGGGGAUACGCAAUGAACACUUCAGGUAACUUUUUAGAACAAGCUGGACAAGCUCAAUUGGAUUUGAUUGGUGAUGAUAAUGACACGAUCAACAGUAAACGUAAUCAACUACGAUGGGAUUCCAAGAAACACAAAUUCGUCAAGGGAACUGGUAUUGGGUCUGACAACAAAAAGAUGAUCCGGACAGAAAGUGGUGCAUUGAUCCCUGCAUCAUAUAAAAGUGGAAGAUUUGAUGAAUGGACCAAGAAGACACGUACCAACAUACCUCGUACUGGUGAACAAGAAUUACCUUCUGCAGGAUUCAAACAACAACGAAGAUUCAAGCAUAACAGACAAGAUGAUGCUAAGCCUUUGGAUCCUUUAGCAUUUGAUUACGAUAAGAAAAUGAAGAAACGAAAACGAGAGGAAGAAGAUAACGUCAAAUCAAAUAAUAAUAACAACAAUAAGCGAACCAAGGUAGCUAUGGGUCAACGUAGAGAAGGUGGUCGUGGUGUGGCCAAUGAACUCAAGACGGCUGGUCAAAUUCGUAAGGCUCGUGUUCAAACCGCAAAACGCAAAGAAAAAUCAAAUCGGACGCCAAAGAAAGGAAAAGGAAAAGGUGGACGACGUUAGACAAUAGUUUAUAGUGUAGAAUAGACAAACAUACAUAUACUCAUAUCCAUCCAUCAUCAUCAUCAUCAUCAUCAAUAUAUUAGUAUUAUUAUCAUUAUCAUUAUUUUUUUUUUUAUUAUUAUUGUCAUCC